AUGGCAAAUGAGACUUACUACACUGAUCGCUGUUUUCUUUCUCUGUCUCUUCAGCUUACGGUCAUUUUCAAGAACUUUCAGGAGUGCGUUGAUCAGAAAGUCUACCAAGCAGAGACCGACGACCUCCCGGCUGCCUUUGUUGAUGGCUCGCGAAAUGGCGGUGAGAAGCAUGGUGCCAACAGCUUGAGGGUGCUGGAGAAAGUUGCCGGGCAGCACAUUGAGAUCCAGGCCAAGUACAUUGGCACCACCAUCGUCGUUCGGCAGCUGGGCCACUACUUGACAUUUGCCAUCCGGAUGCCCGAGGAGGUGGCUAACUCCUUUGAGGAUAACCAGGGCCUCCAGCUGUGCCUGAAGGGUUGCCCGACCAACGAGCAGAUGGACUGGCGGCUCCCUCAGCCACGGAAAGGAGCGCCCGCGGCCCCCCAAGGAGCCUUCACUCGUGAAACAGCCACCACCAAGUGCAGAGAGAAAUUGCCAGUGGACGACCUGUACUUCCGAUCGUGCGUUUUUGACCUCCUGACCACCGGGGAUGUGAACUUCACGCUCGCGGCGUACUACGCCUUCGAAGACGUCAAGAGCUUGCACUCAAACAAAGACAAGCUGCACAUAUACCAGAGGACAGCUGACCACCCAGAGGGGAACUCUGCCCCUGGGAGACCCAGUCUCCCAACUCUUCCCAUUGCACACUUGCUGCCAGUCUGCUGCCUUUGGUACUGCCUGGCACAGCUAUAGCCACGUUGAUGUGUGACUUUAUCAAGCAGGUGGUCUUGUUUUCGGUUUGAACCGCUGGUAACUACCUAUCUUGUACCUCGCUUGCGCUUGUCUGUAAAUUAUUUCGGUUUCUAAUUUUCUUUUUCUGCCUCCCCACCUCCAGACACGCAUUUUUUCCACUGGCGCUGCCUGGUGAUAGAUGGAUGUCACUGGUGCCAUCCUGUCGAUGUUUGUGGUUGUGUGUUUGUAGAGGAUUUGGAAUAGCGCAGGCAUGCGAUGUCAGUCUGAACCAGGAGCCUGGCUGGGAAUCACCUUACCCACUUACCCGAACUGAGAGCCGUACGUCCUGAAGCUCUUUAGCACUUGUUGCUAUUUCACUUGUCUCCACCCAAAUACCCCUCCGAAUCAAAGUGAUGACCCUAACCCCUUCACAGGGGAGGCAUGGGCAAACGGUGAAGAUUCUCACUUAGUGGGGAAUAUUGGAUUCAGUAAAGGCUGUAGAGUUCCAGCCUCCUGCGGUACCUACCCACCGGCUUUCAGGAUCUGUGCUGUCACACGGCUCAUUCCUCCCGCUGAUCUCUCUGAUUCGCCCUUCUCUCUAAGCCUGGUGAAUGUUGACAGGCUAUUCGCACACGGCAGCAUCACUGUGGUCUAGGCCCAGUCCUUCCUGAGCUCUACUGAGGCUAACCAGCUUGAACUGCAGAGCAGUAGAGAUGCUGCAAUCACGUGUGUAUAAGGCCUUGGCACAUCAUGGAACCCAUCUUCCUACUUGACCAGGACUGUUUGUGCAGUUUGACUCAGCUUCUUGUACUUUGACAUGGAGUUUCAUACUUGCUUGUGCCUAUUAAGUAACACCUGAUGCCCACCUGUUGCACUGGUGCCAACUUUACCAGGCUUGCCCACCCGUGGCUUUGGUUCAGCACAGCCGUGAUCCCUUGUGUAGAAGUUUGGAACAUGUGUUCCUUUCUGGAGAGAAGUUUGUCUGAGUGCAGACAGCAGCAAUGGGGCGGGGGGAACGUGGGGCAGAGGGCCCUGUGAUUAGAUUAAUUUUCCAACACUGGGGGAUCCGACCCUUAGAAAACUACAUGUCCAAGGCAAUCAGAUGAGUUUAAGAUAGGAACCAGAUUUUAUAGCUAUGUUUAAUAAUAAGUUACACAGUUUGUUUUUUUGUAAAACAUUCGCUUUAUUAUUUAUACUGAGUGUUACACUCUGGGGGUGGUGUAACAGUAACAAUAAAGGGUGGGGGGUAUUAAAUAAGGGAAGGAGCUGAAUCAGAAUAGUGUUAGAGGAAGAGAUGGCACAUUCCAACAGUAGCAGUGCCCAUAUCCCUCUAAAAUCCUCGAGGGUUGUGGUAGAUAGCCAGUGCUCCCUUUUCAAGGGCACCUGGCCACAAACAUAGCCGCGGAAGAGGUGCAGGCAGUUAGGAAUGACACCCCUUCCCAUACUCCAUCCCAUCCAUGUGCCUGGACCCCAUUUCUGGCUGCUUUAGCUGGGCCUGUGAUGAGGUCCUCUCACCCGGUCUCUGCACUAGGUGAGUUAACCCUGCUGUGUAACCCCUCAAUGUUGGACAUACCUGGAGGUUGUAGUCUGAGAAGUGUUUGAAGCAAAAUGAAGAGUUUAAAAAAAAACUGCAAGCUAUUUCUUGAACACCUCCCCCACCCUGUUUGGUUUAUAAGAUCCCGUCUCCAGCAAGAAAUAUUGCCAUGAACAUGCUGCAGCUACUGUUCCUGCUGAACGAGAACUGGGCAGACAAUGUCUACUAGGCACGGCUUCCCCCCACUCCCCCUCAGAAAGGGGACAGGGUGAAGCGAAUUCUCCAUAUAGCAGCUGAAUAGUAUUGGAGCCAAAACCAGGGAGAGAAAUUGAGUUUGGAAGCAAGAUUGUUAACUAGAGGCUGGGACUCGAAAGCAGGAUAGCUCCUAUCUCAGUAUGGAAUUGCUGAAGAAUUUCUGUUCUUGCCUUGCACGUUUUCGGUUUCUUAAGUCGAGACCCCUGCCUCUUCCCACUCCCACUCCAACUUUGUUGCCCGUCUUUGGUAACCUUCACACUUUGGGUCUGGGGAUCUCUGAAGAGCACCAGCAGCUUCCUCACCGGGGUUGGUUUCCCCUUCAAAGCUGAGGACGGAGUAUGAGUGGAAGUAGGUUGUUUUUCUUGUAUCCCAAUCCUGCACCCACUUACCCUCUUCCCAACGGCGCAGUUUGAGCAGAGACCAGCAGGUGGUGAUCAGGAGCAGGAGUCUCAGAACAGUGUUGGAGCCCUCUGUUGUUCCCACUUCAGGAGAGAGGAGAGCUAAUUGCAUCUGCUUUAUCAAUGUGUAAAUUUACAGGUCAAUUAGGAAAGAGAUACGUAAAAUAAUGAGACAGAACAGAACAACAGGCUUCAAGAUCCAGUGACGACAAUUCAAUGCUGUAAUUACCCAGACACCGAUGAAAAUGAUCCGUGCCCUGUGGCCUGAAGGCACUUUAUCUCGAUGACAGCCGUGUGUACUGUGCGAUUGUGGAGCUCACUGCAUGGCAUGGUGUUGCUGCGACAGUGUAAAUACAGUGUUGUAUAUUGUUGGGUGUAAUUUAUCUUUGCUGAGAUAAUAUAUAGAGACCCAUGGUGAACAUUUGUGACUGUACAUAUGGAGUAAUGUAAUAUUUCGUUAAAUAUUAAUGUGUAAAAUGUUAACUCUAGCAGCUCUGUUUACCUGUUAAUGUGCUUUGGUUGUGUUAGGUUGACAGAAGAAGGACUUGUGAAAGCAGACCCUUUAAGAUUUCUUUAGAAUGAAGGGGGCCUUGUUGGCAUCAUUGAGCGGGGAGAGCGUUGGUGGGUAGCAGUCUUUACAUCACCAACAUACUGCUCUGUUUGCAAAGUUAAACAUGAACUAGGGCCUUUUCUAUUUUGCCUGCCUGAAUACCCCACCUCAUUCUCCUCUCGCUUGCCCUGGUUGCCAACAGAGCCCCUUCUGAGAGAUUUUUAGGAAUGGCACUUUAUCUUAGUUACAAUGUGACGUGGUUCUUCUUUGUUUGAACUGUUGAGACUAUGGGACAGGAGGUAUUACAGUGCCCAGGGAACACAUGGCCGUGAUGGUGCGGUGUUUCCACAGUCAAAUUGCUUUUUUGGAAAAUGAAAAGAACAACUCCAUUCUUUCCAAUAUGUAGAAAUUUUCAGCAAGAUCUCUUUGUGUACAUAAUGUAAAUUAUUUAUUACUGAAAAAUCUUUGAGUAAAAGUUUUGAGUAAGAAUUUUAACAGUUGAGCAUGUUGGCUGUAGUUUUGUGCUCGUGUUCAGGGAUCUUGGUGCUAAGUGGUACAAUGCCUUUUACAUUUUUCAACAUCAUGUGUACUCAGCACAGGUACAACAUAGUUCAGAUGCAGCAUCAAGCUCCUUAGACAAUGCUCUGUGAAACACUCCCCCAUUGAAAUGCAGAAUAGUUUAGCCACAGAGUAAAUCAUCUCAGCCAUGAUUUUAUCAAAUGACAGAGCAGGCUGAAGGAGCCAAAUGGCCUACUCCUGCUCCUAAUUUUUAUGUGGAAUAGCAACGCUGCCUCAGCAGGUUGGUUUACAAUGCAUGUCUCUGUGCUGUGCUCCGAUAACGUUUCCCAGAUCCCUGAGCAGCUUCACUUUCCCAUAGCCACACAAUGAUUACCAGUUAUCCCAAUAACUGAUUAGAGAUAAUCCAAACUUGGCUAUAUUUGCCAUCAAACUACCUGCUAGCAGUGGUGCAAGAGCUGGAAUCUCCAGGUCCUAACACAACCUCCUCGACCUCCAAAACGCUCCUGCCUAACAGACAGCAAGGUUGUUUCUAUAGAGUAAUAAGAACAGGAGUUGGCCAUUCAGCCCCUCAAGCCUGUUCCAGUGAGAUCAUGGCUAAUCUAAUUGCUUAACAAAAAUGUAUCAAUCUCAGAUUUAAAAUGAACAAUUGAUCCAACAUCUUAAAUCCAUGCCUCCUAAUUAUUGGUCUCCCUAAUAAGGGGAAAUGUUUUCUUCAUCUACACUCCUCAGCACUUUGUAUAUCUCAGUCAAGCCCAUCAUCAUUCUCUGCUCCAAGGAAAACAACCCCAGCUGAAUCGCUCCAACUCCGGCAACAUCCUGGUGAAGAAAAACAGCAAAUGC
Rhincodon typus (whale shark) is the source of this 4807-nucleotide messenger RNA. Its product is annotated as repulsive guidance molecule A-like. Gene Ontology annotation, molecular function: coreceptor activity. Gene Ontology annotation, biological process: BMP signaling pathway. NCBI's taxonomy places the organism in Eukaryota, Metazoa, Chordata, Chondrichthyes, Orectolobiformes, Rhincodontidae. Gene Ontology annotation, cellular component: plasma membrane. The record is from RefSeq and is a predicted model, not a curated record. The transcript has 2 exons. The coding region runs from base 1 to 732 and encodes 243 amino acids.